Messenger RNA from Zychaea mexicana, 3925 nucleotides. RefSeq names its product kinase-like domain-containing protein. Gene Ontology annotation, molecular function: protein serine/threonine kinase activity; ATP binding. Bases 378 to 3752 code for a protein of 1124 amino acids. Lineage: Eukaryota; Fungi; Mucoromycota; Mucoromycetes; Mucorales; Lichtheimiaceae. The record is from RefSeq and is a predicted model, not a curated record. Gene Ontology annotation, biological process: peptidyl-threonine phosphorylation; actomyosin structure organization. Gene Ontology annotation, cellular component: cytoplasm; cytoskeleton. The transcript has 8 exons.
ACUUUUGCCUUGGACGGACUGUUGUUGUUGUUGUUAUUGCUGCUGCAUCCCUUCGUCUCUCACGCACACACACACACUCUCUCUCUCGUUCGCACUCGGCUCUCUCGGAAUUUUCAGAAAGGGCGCGCUUGUACUUUUUUUUUGUUGAAAACAUUCUCCUUCUUUUGGUUAUUCACUGCACUUCUUUCUUCCUUUGCAAAUCAUAGCACAGCUUGACCUUCUCUUCUUCUUACCUUUCCAUUUCUAUCAGUAUAUUGCUGCUUCUCUUUCCCUUUCUCUCUCUCUCUCUCUCUUUUUCUUUCUUUCCUCGUCCUUUUCCCCUCCGCUUUAUUUAUUACGACCUCAAAUACUUGUGCUUACCUACUCAUAAUUCCCUUAUGUUAUCACCAUGCAUUACUCCGCCUAGCUCCGCAACGCUUCAAGAGAUUGUCAACACCCACACUGAUGUACUGCUCGACUGCCUGGUCGCUGUAUACGCCGACCUUUGUAAAGACGAGACGAUACAGCCACAGCAAUGUGAAUCACUUUUCCGCCGCGUCAAACAGCUCCGUGUAAACAAAGGCGAUUUUGAGCAUAUCCGACCACUCGCACGGGGCCAAUUUGCUCAAGUAUCCAUUGUUAGACACAAGCAUGAUGGUCAUGUCUAUGCCAUGAAAACACUCAACAAGGCGCAUGUUCUGUCACACCACGAACGGACAUUUUGCAUGGAAGAGCGGCACGUAUUAGCGCAACCGGGCCAAUCAUGGAUCCCAAAACUGCACUGGGCGUUCCAGGACGACGAUCAUUUGUACUUGGUCAUGGAGUAUGCAGGUGGCGGUGAUUUGUUUAGUGCUCUUUUACGGCAAGACAAUGAAUGCUUAACGGAGGACGAAGCACGGUUUUAUAUUGCAGAAACGAUUGUCGCCGUCGAUAGUUUACAUAAGAUGGGCUAUAUUCACCGGGAUAUUAAGCCGCAAAAUAUUUUAAUCGAUCAUACGGGUCAUGUCAAAAUAGCCGACUUUGGAUCCUGCAUCUCCAUUGCUGACGCCAAGAAAUCGCCGCCAACAGUGGCAGUAGGCACCUGUGAUUAUGUAGCACCAGAGGUGCUACAAGCUCAAGAGGGUAAUAUGACGUAUGGUACAGAAGUCGACUGGUGGUCCGUCGGCAUCGUACUUUAUGAAGCGCUUCAAGUAUUUCCACCAUUUUACAGCAGCAAUAGCGAAAAAGAAACAUACUUGAAUAUCCUGUUCCACGAGUCCAAGCUCACAUUCAACGACGAUUUCCCAAUAACGGCCGAAUGCAAAGAUCUGAUUUGCAAGCUGCUAUCCAAACGAGAAACUCGAUUAGGCAGGAAUGGCGUUCAAGAGAUCCAGGCCCAUCCGUUCUUUGCUAGUAUUAAUUGGGAAAAUUUGCGCAAAACAAAACCUCCCUUUCAGCCAAUUUUGACAUCACCCGACGACACAUCCAAUUUUUCUGACGCCAACGAAAGCGAAGAGCCAUUUGACGAUUAUUCAUGGACAGCAGCAACACAGCAACAACGUUAUAUGCCGUUUAUCGGCUACUCUUUUUCUGGUGUUAGUACUACGUUGCAAAAAUCAUUAUCGUCACCAUCACAACGGCAAAGCGAGCUACAGCAGUUACGUGACGACAACGAGCGACUACUCCUCCAAAUCAGUCGAGAGGCACAUAAAAAGUGCACCGACGAAGAUAAUAUUAAUACAGUCAAGCUCCAAGAUGCGCAGAAACGCAUAGAUGCAUUGCUCAAAGACAAUGAUCGAUUAAAAUCACAGUAUGAUGAUAUCCAACAACUGUUGCAGAGCGAGACGAAUCAACGGCAAAAGCUAUCGAUCGAGCUCAGCACAGCACAGCAGCAAAUUGAGCAAUUGUUAGCAGCUGCCAAAGACGGUGAUAUCCAACAAAGAGAAAAGGAGCAGGAUUACAAUACAGAACGACAAAAACUGUUGAAAGACCUCGACGAUUUACAGCAAUCAUUACGGCAGCAACAGCAUGAAAUGGAUCGACGGAAAAAUUCAGACGACGAGCAAAUAGCCCUUUUGAAUGAUACGAACGGACGGAUACGAGAGUACGAAGCCGAAAUCGAACAUCUGCACGACGAUAACACUCGGAUACGAAAGCAUCACGAAGACGAGGUUCAAUGCCUACGUGAUGAAAAUGUACAGCGGGAAAAGCAGUACGAAGACGAACUCGAGCUAUUGCGUGCCGAGAACUCUCGUUUGCAAAAGCAGCACAAACACGAACUCGAGCAAUGGCAUACUGCCACAAACAUACAGACUGUACAAAAGCAAUACGAGCACGAAAUGCAGCUGCUGAAUAUCGAAAAUGGUCAGUUGCGAAAACAGCAUAAAAUUCAGGUCCAGCAGCUGCAAGAUGAACAAUUACGAUUACAACGACAGAGUGAAAAAGAGCUUCGACAGCUGCGUGAUGAGAGGGAGAACGCCGUGCAGCUACUACGCUCUGAGCUUGUCCAGCUGAGGAAAAAUUGUGAAAGACAAGAACACAAAGAUGGAGCACUUUAUAGCGAGAAUCAGCGUCUCAGGUCCGAAACACAGUUGCUAUGCGAUCAAAUUGCCACACUUAAAGGUAGCACCAGCAAUGGUAACCUUGACGACAACAAUAACGACGACUGUCGUCAUAGUAACGGCAUAACUAAAAUACUGUCAGUGUCUAUGGAGCAACAAAAGAAACAUGCGAUGGGUACUACCGCUGCUAGCAAUACGAAAGAAAAGGAACAACAGGUGCAAUCUAGUACUGUGCUUGCAGCACAACACCAGAAGGCAUUACCGCUAUUACCUAUACCUACACGGGAAGGGCUGCUGAAAAUGGCAGCAUCACCAUUGUCCUCAACAGCAACAUUAUCACUUGCAGAAUUUCAUGUUAAGCUUCAAAAUGGAGUUCUGUACGCCACUAGCACUAGCAUUGCUCAGAAGCAGCCGCAGUUGGUACUUGAUCUCAGGGGAUCUACUGUCCUUGUUCAGGAGGGAACGUCAGAACAAGAGAAGCAGCUUGGAGUAGCAGCAUCAUCGGUGCUAUUAGUGCUUCGCAUUGCAAACAAGCAGCAGCGACAGGGUGGCUGCAUUAACACAGAAACAUCAUCAUCAUCAUUAUCACUAUCAACCUCAGCAUCAAUAUCAUUAUCUUCAACAUCAUCAACCGCUUUGAAAAACUCCAUAGUUAAAAUCGAUCAGCAGAUAGCAAGGGAGAGACAGUAUGUUCAAGGAGCACAAAAGACGCUGCAGGCCCGACAGAAAUUGCUCGCAUCAUCUGGCGCCAUGGUCAUGUCUUCAGCGAAACAGCAACGACAAAUCCAACUAGAACUGAAGCAAGCAAUUGCGACUGCACAAGCUAAGAUCGAUCAACUUGUUAAAGAACGAGAGCUUUUGAUCAGUAACAGCGACAAGAAAACAAUUCUGCAGGGAAAUGAACAAGGACACAUUGAGAGUGCUGAUGAUAUGACAAGACAGCAGCAACGCCAUGAUUUCAAAAGUCAGAAAGUAGCAGGAGAAACGAAAUGCGGGUUUUGUCAGGAUACGUUGUGGGGCCCACGUGCUUUGGCAUGUCAGAAUUGUCAAUAUCAAUGCCAUCCGCAAUGUCCGGUCGAUAUUGCAUGUGACGAAUAUAAGCGACUGAUGCAAUGCCCUCCUUAUUAUCUGUGUGCAAAAGAUACGGCCGAGCGAAAUAAGUGGCGACGAUGGCUGGAACGCUCCGUAAUACGAUAUUCUGAUAUCAGCCGGGAGAAAGCGUUGUCGAGAUAAAAUAAAAGAGAGGAUAGGAAAGAAAAGAAAAGAGCGUUAAUGUGCUCUUAACAAGUGUUUAUGUAUAUCAUCAGUUGAGUGAUAUACUGCACUCCUAAAUAUUGCAUGUAUUUUUGCCGCUUUUUGUAUAUAAUGAUAGCUCUUUUUUUUAUAAUAAAAAAAGAAAGACAAAA